GGUGGUGGAAUGCACAUUACAUUGUGCGAUCGCCAAUAUACCAUAGAAGAAGAUCUUCGUCAUAUCCUCCCAUCUUUCGUUGCCGCAUGUUUCCUCGGAUAUUUGUGGAUCAGGUAGAAACAUGAACCAAGAAAAAUUAGCAAAACUUCAAGCCCAGGUCCGGAUAGGAGGAAAGGGCUCGGCACGUAGGAAGAAGAAGGUCGUACACAGAACGGCAACAGCGGACGACAAAAAACUUCAGAGUUCGUUAAAGAAAUUAGCUGUCAACAACAUUGCUGGUAUUGAAGAGGUAAACAUGAUCAAGGAUGACGGCUCAGUGAUCCACUUCAACAACCCCAAAGUGCAGGCGUCUCUGUCGGCCAACACAUUCGCUAUCACCGGCCAUGCCGAGACCAAGCAACUCACGGAGAUGCUGCCGGGCAUCCUCAGCCAGCUGGGCGCCGACAGCCUCACCAGCCUGCGCAAACUAGCAGAGCAGUUCCCUCGACAAGUACUUGACAGCAAAACCCCUAAAGCAGAAGAUAUUGAAGAAGAAGACGACGAUGUCCCAGACCUGGUGGAGAAUUUUGACGAAGCAUCAAAGAAUGAGGCAAACUGAUUGAUCUUCCCCUUGAGACCCCAUACAAGGAUUGGAACUGCAAUUAAGAAACUAAGGCGGCUUCUCCGAUGUUUUAACUUCUAGCUACGAAGACAUAUCAUUUCAAACACUAUCCCGUCAACCAGAGACUUGUGUAUUUUGAAAUGUCCCAAGGAUGCAGUCCUUAUCAGACUUGCUUGCUCACUUCAACUCCCAACACAUUGGUCAACGGUUCAGUACUUUUCACCACAUUGUUAGUCUUGAUCAGGAUUGCGGUGGUCAUUAAUUAAAGCUAGUCUUAAUAAUUUUGUUUGUUUUUACGAAACAAAAUAAAGGUGAUUAACGUUUUCUA
Messenger RNA from Salvelinus namaycush (lake trout), 929 nucleotides. RefSeq names its product transcription factor BTF3 homolog 4-like. The transcript is spliced from 6 exons. The record is from RefSeq and is a predicted model, not a curated record. The coding region runs from base 122 to 598 and encodes 158 amino acids. Lineage: Eukaryota; Metazoa; Chordata; Actinopteri; Salmoniformes; Salmonidae.